Messenger RNA from Fonsecaea erecta, 2034 nucleotides. RefSeq lists its product as hypothetical. The coding region runs from base 1 to 2034 and encodes 677 amino acids. Gene Ontology annotation, molecular function: oxidoreductase activity, acting on the CH-CH group of donors. Lineage: Eukaryota; Fungi; Ascomycota; Eurotiomycetes; Chaetothyriales; Herpotrichiellaceae. The record is from RefSeq and is a predicted model, not a curated record. The transcript has a single exon.
AUGGAUUCGAGAAGGCCGUCGUCGUCGACCACCGGGUUCUUCCAAGCGCUUCCCGCCGUGCCGCAGCAAUACACAGCGUCUUCGUCGCGACACGAAACAUCAGAUGAUGUCGUUUUCUCACGAGCCCUGUCCCUCUACCUCCCGGACCCGCUGCCGAUCUCUCUCCAGAACCAUUUCCACGAUUUUUCACGCCUCGUCCUCGAACCGUCGACCCUCCAGCACACGAUCGAUUGUGAUACGGACCUGCCGACACUCCACCCACUGACCACUUUUGGCGAAGAGAACAAAGUCAAUCCCCUCCGCACGAGUGAGGGAUGGCGAGCCCUGAAGCAGAUCCAGACGCGCGCGGGCGUGGUCGGAUACGGAUAUCCCCAGCCCACCUUCAAGCAGGACUUCAACCGACGGGUUCACCAAUUCGGCACUCUCCACCUCUGGCACGGUACAUGCGCAGUGACCACUUGUCCUAUGGCCAUGACUGAUGGGGCGGCUGUGCUGUUACGUCGACAUUUCGACGACCCAGAUGGAGAUCAGCCCGGUCGCGGAGCUGUGUUCCGUGAAAGCCACCGCCGUCUGGUGUCUUUGGACCCGACGACUGCCUGGACCAGUGGACAGUGGAUGACGGAACGCAGCGGCGGAAGUGACGUGCGAGGCACCGAGACCGUCGCACGUCGGAUGACUGCGCAAGAAGUGCAGAACGAUGUCAAUGCCGGUCGAGACAAAGACGCACAUGGACUCCCUCUCGGGCCCUGGAUUGUGGACGGGUUCAAAUGGUUCUCCUCUGCCACCGAUGCCGAUAUGGCCGUUCUUCUGGCGCAGACUAGCAAAGGGCUGAGUGCGUUCUACGCUCCUCUCCGCCGAAGCACGGGCAGUCGGACCCGACCCCCUCUCUCGACCGAAACAAACGGCAUUCGCAUCCAACGCCUCAAGAACAAACUUGGCACGAAGGGCGUACCCACCGCCGAGCUCGAGCUCAAGGGCAUGCGCGCCUACCUCGUCGGCCAGGAAGGCCAAGGCAUCAAGGAAAUCAGCUCCAUCCUGAACAUCACACGGCUGCACACCGCAAGUGCCGGCGCGGGCUACUUGGCGAGAGGGUUGGCAGUGAGUCGCGCAUACACGCUCGUCCGCAAAGUCAGAGACGGACAACUCCUGCGCGACAACGCGCAGCAUCUGGCCUGGAUGGCCGGCGAAAGCGUCAAGUAUCGCGCCAACACACACCUGGUCCUGUUGGGGGUGGCGCUGCUGGGCGCCACAGAACAAGACUACGGCGUGGUGACACGACAAACCCGCGGCGCCGCGACACUCAUCCCCCGCGCGAAGGAGAAACAGGAGAUGCUGCUCCGUCUGCUCACGCCCGUGAUGAAGGCGCAGGUGACCCUGAACAGCGUCUCAGGCUUGCACGCCUGCAUGGAGUCGCUCGGCGGCGUCGGUUACUGCGAGAACAACGAGGACGGCGGCGUGAUGAACAUCGCCCGCCUGUUCCGCGAUAGCGUGGUCGGCACCAUCUGGGAGGGCACCACGAGUGUCAUGGCCGAGGACGUGCUACGCGUGGUGGCGAACCCCAAGACACAGAAGACCGGCCGCGACGUCCUCGACGAGGUUCUCGGCGAGUGGAUGCGGAAUGUGCUGAGUGCGAUCCAAAGCUCACCGAAGCGAGGCGCUAGUUUCGCUCUGGAGUGCGACAUGACCGCGAACCGUUACCGGGCGCUUCACGAGCUGGUCCGGACGGCCGACGCGCUCGACCUGCAGCGCCGCGGCAGGGACAUCCUGGAGCACAUCGAGGCCGUGACGUGCGCGUGUCUGCUCAUGUUCGACGCCGCCACCACCGAAGAAGGAGACGAGGUCGCGGCGGAGGUCGCGCGGCGCUGGGUCAGGAUGCACGCGCUGCCGGCCGACCAGGUGGCGAAGAAAUCACAGAGCGAGGGGAUCCCCAGUCCCAGUGGUGACCGGUCCAGGGAGAUCGACAUGGAUCGGAGGAUCUUUCUCGGCUCGGCGGCGGCGGACGCUCCGGACGCGACGAUACGGGCCAGACUGUGA